UCCACUGCGAACCAGCUCUAACCCGGCUGGGAAGCUUAUCCCUGCAAACCGCCCCUCUUGUGAUACCCCUGUCAAGGUCGGGUUCUAUCCAAUACAUCCCUUGUCGUUGCGCCAUCCAUUCUUGAGGAGUCUCUGCGACUUCGUCGUAGUAGUUCUCCCACCCCCCAUCAUCUUACUGCCAUCUCUUGAAGAAAUAGUGAUUAAAGAAGUUUUACGGAGAGUCGUUAUGGUUUAGGAUAGGAAUAGGGAUUGGAUACUACAAAGUAGCUAGGAGAAGGGUAUGUACCUACUAUAGUAGACAUGACCUUUCCUAGGUUCCUACCUCAAUGGUAGUGGGCUCCGACGCGGACCCGUACCACUAAGGUUCCACCUGUCACCUGAUUGAGAUUGCCUACGUACUAUUGGGUUCGCCUCCCACUGCCAAUGACCUAAGCCACUCGCUUUGUCAUCAUUGGUGUGGCUUGAUCUGCCGCCUUCUAGAAGGGCAUCCGAAGUGCGAUCGCCAUGAGCUAAACAAGUGUCCAAGGAUAACCCAAACCUCUUUCCAACUACCAAUACCGAUCGACCUACACGCGGCCGAGAAAAGAACGACAUUCGCAAGCUAUGGCCGACAGUGCGGCACCGCCAGCCGAUGCUCCCGUCGCCGUCUUCAAGCGACGAGGCGCAAAGGGCAAAGCCAACCUCCGCAAGAGGCCCGCGACUCCGCCACCGGCCAACAGCGACUCCGACUCCGACUACUCCUCCUCUGAAGACGAGGCCGGCCAGCGGGUCAAGAGGCGCAAGAAGAACACGGGCGCAGUCACAGCCUCCUCCAAAGACCACGUCACGUCAAAUAGAGACUUCUCUGCUACAGUCUACGCUGCCGAUCGCAGCGUGCCAAUAACCGACUCCAACGAUGCCACGAAACAAAGCAACUGGUACGACGAGGACGGCAAGGAAGCGCUAUCUUCUAGGAACCUUCUAGGCACCACGCGCGCCACGCCAAAGGCGUCGCAAGCCCCCGACGGAACAUACAAGGGCCUCGCGAAUCAGACGUCCUUCGUCACCAGGAACCCAGACGCCCCCAAUAGGACGGUCGGCCCCAUUAAGGCGCCUACAAACAUCAGAACCAUCACAGUCACCGACUUCGCCCCCGAUGUUUGUAAAGACUACAAAACCACCGGAUUCUGUGGUUUCGGCGACAACUGCAAGUAUCUCCAUGCUCGAGAGGACUACAAGCAAGGGUGGCAGCUCGACAAGGAGUGGGAGAACGUAACCAAAGGAAAGAAAAACAUCGCGGGCACCGUCGUCGCCAGCGCCGACCGAACUACGGCCGACGUGGACGACGAUGACGACGAGGAGGCCAUGCUGGAGAACAUACCCUUCGCGUGCAUCAUCUGCAAGGAGCCGUACAAGGCGCCCAUCAUCACGAGGUGCGGGCACUACUUCUGUGAGCCAUGCGCGCUCAAGAGGUACAGAAAGGACCCAACAUGUGCCGCAUGCGGGUCGGGCACAAACGGCGUCUUCAACUCGGCGUCACGGUUGAAGAAGCUGCUGGAGCGGAAGAGGGAACGCGCGGCUAAGAGGCGGCAAGAGGCGAUAGAGGCAGGCGAGGAAGUUAGCGACGAGGAUGAGGAGUAGCGGGGCAACACAAAAUAAAGAUACCAACCGCCCAUCGCGGCCGAAUACAACAUGUCCCUGGACACGUAGUCUAGGGCUGAAGGCUUCA
This is a messenger RNA of Colletotrichum destructivum, 1708 nucleotides long. Its product is annotated as Putative Zinc finger, CCCH-type, Zinc finger, RING-type, Zinc finger, RING/FYVE/PHD-type. Gene Ontology annotation, molecular function: metal ion binding. Gene Ontology annotation, biological process: snoRNA splicing. The transcript has a single exon. The record is from RefSeq and is a predicted model, not a curated record. Lineage: Eukaryota; Fungi; Ascomycota; Sordariomycetes; Glomerellales; Glomerellaceae. Gene Ontology annotation, cellular component: U2-type spliceosomal complex. The coding region runs from base 604 to 1620 and encodes 338 amino acids.